CCAUGUUGCUCAAAGUCAUAUAUUCUGUCUUGUUCGUUCUUACAUCUGCCAAAUGUUGUUUGAGUGCUGGAAUCAGUUCCAACAUCGGGUGCUUACGAACAGAAAAAACCGCCCUCCUUCAGUUCAAACAAGGCCUGAUCGACAAGUCCAACGUUCUUGCUUCUUGGGAAACCGGCAAAGAUUGUUGCGAGUGGAGAGGAAUCACUUGCAACAACAAAACAGGUCAUGUUGUCAUGCUAGAUCUCUAUUACAAUUCUUCUGAUAUUUAUAAUGCUGAAACUCCUCUGAGUGGUGUGAUUGCUCCUUCUCUACUUGAAUUGCCAUAUCUAACUUACUUGGACCUCAGUUUCAAUAAUUUCCAAGGACAAAUUCCCAAGUUCAUCGGUUCCUUGAGUCGAUUGGAACAACUCAAACUAGCAGGUGCUAAUCUUAGCGGACCAAUUCCUCCCCAACUCAGAAAUCUCUCUAGUUUGUAUACUCUUGAUCUUGCAUGGAACUAUGUCACAUUUGAAAAUCUCGAGUGGUUAUCUCAUCUUUCUUCUUUGAGGUACUUGAAUAUGUCGCGUCUUAAUUUUUCCGAGUUUGUAAAUUGGCCAGAAUCUAUAAGCAAACUCCCUUCACUUGUUGAGCUCCAGUUAUCUUCGUGUAAUCUUCCCAAUGUCGAACUAAGUUUUGUCAAUUCUUCAAACUCUCUUGAAGUCCUUGAACUCUCGGAUAAUCCUCUUAAUCUUUCAAUAUUUAAUUGGAUCGCCAAUGUCAGCACCAACCUUGUUCACAUUGGUUUAGCUGGUGAUCAGAUUCAAGGUCCCUUCCCAGAUGUUUUCGCAAAUAUGGUUUCUCUCGUGUCUCUUGAUCUCUCGUAUAACAAACUUGAAGGUGGGAUACCAAAAUCCUUUCGAAACCUUUGCAGCUUAGAGUCGUUGAAUUUAGAGGGAAACUCACUUUCCGACAGACUUGAAGACUCUGUCGAAAACUUGUCUUGUGCUCAAGACACCCUCGAGUCCUUGUCUUUAAGUGGGAACCCGUUUUCAGGUUCAUGUCCUGACAACCUUACAAGAUUUUCAUCCUUGAAAGAAUUGUACAUUGAUGGCACCAACGUAAGUGGAUCUCUUCCAAAAAGUUUUCAGCCACUCUCCCAGCUAAGAUCCUUGAGCCUAGUUCUAAACCAGUUCACCGGAUCACUACCUGAUUUUACAGGUCUUUCGUUGUUAAGGCAGUUGUUUAUCUCCAAAAAUCAACUCAACGGAUCUCUACCUGAGAGUAUCGGCCAACUUUCCAGCCUCGAAGAUUUAGAUCUUUCUUGGAAUUCUUUAAAUGGUGUCAUAACUGAAGUGCACUUCUCCAAUCUCUCCCGUUUAAACUUUUUGGAUUUUUCUCAUAAUCCCUUGUCUUUCAACUUGAGCUCGGAUUGGAAUCCACCUUUCCAAAUCAAAAUUAUAGGAUUGUCCUCUUGCAAGGUUGGCCCUGCAUUUCCGAAAUGGAUUCAAACUCAGACAAAACUUACUUCACUUGACAUGGUUAAUGCUGAGAUUUCGGAUUCUAUACCUGAUAAGUUUUGGGAUCUGUCUUCCAGCUUAGUCGAGUUAAACCUAUCAAUGAACCAAAUCCAUGGAAAGUUGCCAAAUCUGUCAACAAAAAACUGCACCUUCGAUUCUUUUGACUUGUCAUCUAAUCUCUUGGACGGCCCACUUCCACCAUUUCCUUCAAGUGUAACCGUCCUGCGUCUCUCCCAAAACAUGUUUUCGGGACCCUUAUCUUCCUUUUGUAAAACAGAAGCUUCAAACUUGUUUAAUCUAGACCUUUCCGACAAUCAGCUAUCCGGUGAACUUCCUGGUUGUUGGAUGCAGUUUCAAGGUUUGCUCUUUUUGAACAUGGCUAAAAACAAUUUCUCAGGGAAAAUUCCAAGCUCAUUAGGCUACUUAAAGGAUGCUGUAUUGUUACGCUUACAGGACAACAAACUUUCUGGAGAAUUGCCUUCUUUGGAGAACUGUACAGAAUUAAGAGUUGUUGACCUCGGUUCCAAUAAACUAUCUGGAAAAAUACCGACAUGGAUAGGCCUGAGCCUAACUAAGUUGCUGGUUCUUCGCUUAAAGUCGAACGAGUUUUAUGGAAGCAUACCUUUAAGUCUAUGUAGUCUUCCUGCCCUUCAUGUUUUGGACUUCUCCAACAACAACAUAUCCGGAGCCUUGCCACAUUGCCUCGCUAACAUAACAGCUUUGUCCUCGAUGUCCCCUGAGGUGGAGGACAACAUCAUUGUUGGGUUUGUGCAACUGACAUGGAAAGGAAUAAAGAUUGAGUUCGGGGAAAAUCUUAAGCGUUUGAGAAGCAUUGACAUUUCGAGCAACAACUUAAGCGGACACAUUCCAGAAAGUGUAACAAGUUUGCUGAAGUUGAUUUCUCUGAACCUGUCAAGAAACAGUUUUACUGGGGAGCUUCCUAACAACUUUGGUCAGCUGGAGAUGUUAGAAUCGCUUGAUUUGUCACGAAACCAGAUAUCUGGUAGCAUUCCUCCGAGUUUUUCAAGCUUACAUUAUCUUAGUGUCUUGGACUUGUCAUACAACAACUUAUCAGGAAGAAUUCCCCUGAGUACUCAACUUCAAAGUUUUAAUGCUUCUCAAUUUACGGGAAAUCUUGGACUUUGUGGACAACCGCUCACACCAGAAUGCCCGGGAGAUGUAACAACGGAAGAUCCUUCAGUCCCCAAUGGCAGUGGAAGUGACAAGACCAAACAAGAUGAUGAUGGUCUCAUAAGCUUGGGAUUUUAUGUUAGCUUGGCGCUUGGAUUUAUCAUAGGAUUUUGGAGUGUUUGUGGUACUUUAGUUCUCAACGCGUCUUGGAGAUACGCAUAUUUCCGGUUCUUUGAUGAUAUAAAAGCUCGGAUUAUGUGAAGACCGUUGCCUGUGAAGGCAAAGCAGCAAGGGAGAUUUCAAAGAUAUGGAACCACAAGGAUCAUCUCGUGUGCGCCCUACGACCUCUAAUAGAAGGAAUAAAAGUCAACGACAAAUAAUAUUGUAGGUCUUCUUGGGGCAAAAGCGUACUAUAAAACUUAAAUUUCGAAUGGCUCAACUUUCGUUAUUUUAUAUGCAAUAUCAAAAGUGUUUUUUUCUUUUAUUCUGAUGCAAUGUGAUAUAAAAUGUCAUCAACUAUGAUGCUUGUUUGUCUCAAGGGUUAUGUAUAAUAGAUUGCUCUGUUGUGCUGUGUGUGUGUAGGACUGACUUUCAGUCGGAUGAGAUCUUCCCAUAUGACUUUUUUUUUUCUUCGAUUUUGUGUAUUUCGGAAUUUCAGAUUCUUGUUGGUCGAAAUAUUUUGGAACGUUUUUGGCUCGC
This is a messenger RNA of Pyrus x bretschneideri (Chinese white pear), 3326 nucleotides long. RefSeq names its product receptor-like protein EIX1. The transcript is spliced from 2 exons. Gene Ontology annotation, molecular function: protein binding. Bases 3 to 2888 code for a protein of 961 amino acids. The record is from RefSeq and is a predicted model, not a curated record. Lineage: Eukaryota; Viridiplantae; Streptophyta; Magnoliopsida; Rosales; Rosaceae.